CCCGUAACCAAACCCCUCCUUUGUGUCUUUGGCGCCGUUCCCUAUAUAAAGAGAAACGAAGAAACCCCUCAAUUAUAUCUUCAAUUUAGAACUGUUCGGACCCCUGUAUUUAUCCCCUCAAACUUUCCCCAUCAUGGAAAUAGCAAAGAGACUCACCCUGGAGCUCAGAAACAGGAAUGCCAGUGAGGUGAAGGAGAUGGUUUUGGAUAACUGCCGGUCAGAUGAUGGGAAGAUUACUGGCCUCACUUCAGAGUUUUCAAACUUGGAGUUCCUCAGCAUGAUAAACAUCAACUUGGUAUCUGUUGCAAACCUCCCAAAGCUUCCCAGAUUGAAGAAGUUGGAGCUCAGUGACAACCGCAUCUCAGGAGGACUAGAGAUUCUGGCAGAAAAGACUCCAACUCUGACAAACUUAAACCUCAGUGGAAACAAGAUUAAAGACAUUAACACUCUAGAACCACUUAAGAAACUACCUCAUCUCACAAGCUUAGACCUAUUCAACUGCGAAGUGACAAUGUUGAACAACUACAGAGAGAGUGUCUUUGAAUUGUUGCCGCAACUUACAUUUCUAGAUGGUUUUGAUGCAGAUGACCAGGAAGCACCAGACUCAGAUCCUGAAGAUCUGGAGGAAAAUGGGGAAGAUGGAGAUGAAGAGGAGGAUGAGGAGGAAGAUGAAGAAGAACUUGAGGAAGAGCUGGAAGAUGAAGAUGAGCUUGAUGAUGAAGAGGAAGAUGGCGUAGAAGAGGAGGAGGAUCUUGAAGAGGAAGAAGGAGAGGAUGAGGAUGAGGAGGAAGAUGCUCCCCAGGGUGAAAAAAGGAAAAGAGAUCUGGAAGAUGAGGGUGAUGAAGAAGAAGAAGAUGACGAUGAUGAUGAAUAAGGCCCGAACAUGCUACUGGAUCUUUUUUUAUUAUAUGGACUUUCUGGGCUGGUUACCAGUGCAUGUGGUAUUGCCAGCUGUCUGGCCACUGCAUCCUGUUGUCAGCUGCCCUUUUUCAUUUAUAUAUACACUUUGUUUUUGUUUAGAUGUCUAGGGAUGAGAGAGAUGACUUAUUUCUGUAUUGGUCUGAGUGAGGUGUGUGCUAUUUUUUUUUUUUUUUUUUUUUUUUUUUUUUUUCCCUUCAGUUUGCGGCUUUAUUUAAAAUAAUGGCCGUCUGUGGCUAUUCACGGAGUCAGAUAGUAGGUCAUAAUAUGAAAUUUAAUUUUCUUUUCAUUUUUUUUUUUUCUCUUUUGGUCCUGGAAUUUUCUGUGAAAAUUCUAUGGUUUCUCUAAUCUGUGAAUGGUUUAUGCUGUUUUAAAUUGAGUUUGAUCCAAAGACCAUCUCCCUUCUACUCUCGUGCAUUAGACAUGUUCUUUUUGGUCAUGCCUUAAUCUUUUGUCCUGCUGUGUUCAUCCCCAGACUCAUGUAAUUUUGUUUGAGAAUAACUUGCGUAUGUUGGCAAUAAGAGUAAUGCUCAGAAAAGAAACUUGAAGAUUAUUUGUGUUCAACGUUUUAGUUAACAGUUUUUCCGAUUGUCUUUCUGUGCUUUUCCUCCCAUUGGGAUGCUAAACUCUGCUCCACCUUACAAGGAAAGCUUUUGUGGAUUUGAGACUUCAAAAGCCAAUUCCCAGUUUGUAAACUUCAGGUGCAGUAAUUUAUGCCAGAAAUAUAUAUACAUUUUUUAAUUUUUUUUUUUUCCCAUGGUGUCCUCUUGUAGAAUGCUGAACUUUUUGGCUAGAGGGGAAAUUUUAUAACUGGAAGUUGGUAAGACUGUGUUUUAAUCCCACAGUCAACACAUGUUUUGGACUGUUCAUGCAAUCUUAAUAUUCAUUGAUUGGCACAAUAUGUAUUUUUUUUGGAGGUCCAAGUAAAAGAUAGAGUGACAUGUAGUUCAUAAGGACGGGAAGGCUUGUCAUAGUUCUGGUAUAUGAAUCCUAACACAAUAUUGGCAUUGCACAAAUGGGGUUACUGCAUCCCAGUCACUGUAUAGAAAUUGUUUUAUGAUUCCACCUGAGCUACUCGUAUUUCAGCAGGCCUAGUGACAUUCCUCUGCUGCCUUUGACAAAUUGACAAUACUAUUUGACAAUAGAAAACAAAUUUAAGAGCUGUAGUUAUUCAUGUUUAGGGUUUAAUACUUCUGUUGCAAUUUUGAGUUAAGGCAAUGUCCCAUAAGAAUAUUAAAAACAAAACAAACCUA
Molecule: messenger RNA, 2171 nt
Organism: Pelobates fuscus (common spadefoot toad)
Lineage: Eukaryota; Metazoa; Chordata; Amphibia; Anura; Pelobatidae
Product: acidic leucine-rich nuclear phosphoprotein 32 family member B-like
Exons: 7
Coding region: 134-874 (246 amino acids)
Biological process (GO): regulation of apoptotic process
Cellular component (GO): nucleus
Molecular function (GO): histone binding
Source: RefSeq, a predicted model, not a curated record